Messenger RNA from Pecten maximus, 5687 nucleotides. RefSeq names its product nose resistant to fluoxetine protein 6-like. The record is from RefSeq and is a predicted model, not a curated record. Bases 2 to 3433 code for a protein of 1143 amino acids. NCBI's taxonomy places the organism in Eukaryota, Metazoa, Mollusca, Bivalvia, Pectinida, Pectinidae. Gene Ontology annotation, molecular function: acyltransferase activity, transferring groups other than amino-acyl groups. The transcript has 15 exons.
CAUGACCGUAGUGAUGGUAGCCAUGAAGAAAUUCACGGUAGUGGCUAAAGCUUUUAUGCUUAUUGUUUUUGUUGUCCAUGUCAAUGGAGUAAAAUCGUCGACAGAAAACAUAAACAGCGGAAAACCUACAACUUCUCAACCACCAUCUGUUCAAGGAUGGGUUGAAUUCGUAAACCAAGGAAUGACGCUACUGCCGAGCUAUAUGACUUUAGAAGAACUACUUGGUACGAUGAGCAUGAUUCCAACGCUAGACGAAAAUACAUUUGGGAUUAUUCUUCAAAGUUUAAACAUAGAUGUACCGAACUCUUCAGAACUUACUAACCUGAUGGCAGUUUUGAAAAACCUUUUGAAGAUAGUCUCUUGGGGAUCUACACAACUUCCGGACGGCAACAUUGGCGAUCUAGUCAGUUUGAUAUCAACGAUGGACGAUCAAAAUCUGGAGUUAUUAUUUCAGAGUUUGAACGUAGAUAUGUUAAGCUCUACACAAUUUGCCGAUGCUCAGAGAAUCUUACAAGAUUUGAUAGCAUCAGUUCAUGAUGGACAAUCGACGACUGCGAACACAAACACCGGACAAUCUACGACUUUUAGGCCACCAUCUGUUCAAGGUUGGGCUGAAUUCUUAAACCAAGCAAUGAGCAUAUUGCCGAGUUCUAUGACUUUAGAGGAACUGCUUGGCACGAUGUCUAUGAUUCCGUCGCUGGAUGAACAAACCUUUGCGGCAUUGCUUCAAAGUUUAAACAUUAAGGUACCGAAUUCUUCAGAACUCAGCAACGCGAUGACGGUUUUAGAAGGUCUCUUAAGCAUAGUAACAUGGGGAUCCUCACAACUUCCCGGAGGCAAUGUAGACGACCUGGUCAAUUUGAUAUCAAAUAUGGAUGAAAACAGUCUUCAGUCAUUACUUCAGAGUUUGAACGUAGAUGAAUUAAGUUCUUCACAAUUUGCUGAUGCCCUGGCAAUUUUACAAGAUUUAAAAAAAUCAGUUUCCGAUGAAAAUGUAUCACCUCCCAGUGGCGAUUUAAAUGAUAUUCUUAACAUGAUAUCGACGAUGAACGAACAAGAUCUGCAGUUAUUACUUCAAAGUGUUAACAUUAAUAUUAUGAAUCCUUCAGAAAUCAGUGGUAUGUUGACUGUUUUGCAAACCUUACACAAUUUGAUAUCUGCAGGAAGUAUUCAAGUUCCUAAUGGCGAUAUUGACGAAUUUCUAAAUAUGAUGACAUCUAUGGACGUUCAGAGUUUGACGUUGUUACUACAAAACUCAAAUAUAAACGGGAUCGACCCAUCGCAACUUAGCGAUGCGCUGGCUGUUUUACAAAGCUUACAGAGUUCAACAUCUGUGGAUAAUUCCCAGAAAAACAACAGCACGAAUUCAAAUCUGAUAAACAAUGUGGACUUAGCUGAACUAAGCCCCGACUGCAGUGCCGGUAUAAGCUUUAUUGUUUCAGAAAUAGUAGGACAGAACCAAUGGGCACUACAAGUAAUUGACUCGUGGGGAAAACCAGCCGCUGGUAUUUUGGACGGAAAUAUUAACUGGCUUGGGUCAUAUGAUCAAUGCCUAUCUAUAGAACCCGAAUAUCAGGAGGAAAACACCUUCCAACUCAACUACUGUGUCUCUGGUUUCAAAUACAACGCCCUGAACGUUCCGAUCCUAGGAAUGUGUCUUCCAAAAAGUUGUACUGAAAAUGACGUUAAAAUUAUCACUAACUCGGUGCUUCAACAAAUUUCUAUGGAUGAACCACUAACGGCCAACUACGCCAGAUGCAAAAGUGAAAUCGAACACGAUACAAUUACUAUAGUAGCAAUAUGUGUGUGCUCUAUUUUCCUUGCUUUUAUGGUAUUUGCGACCUUUUAUGACGUGUUCAUCUUGAGUCCAAAACUAGAAAGCACGGACGAACCAUCCGUUACAAAGAUUGAGGAAGAUACCAGUAAAACCACCAAUGACUUAACUUUUGUCUCAGUAGAGAACAAUGAAAGCUGUCAGGAGGCAGACCUAGAAUCAAAUUCUAAGGUCUACCACAUCGAUACAAAAGAUAGUAAUCCAAAACUUAAAAACCGAGACGGACAUUUGGAGAGCAAAACGCCUUCUCACCAUUCGGGUUUGUUUGUAAAGCUAGUUCUGUCCUUUUCUGUGUUGACGAAUGGGAGAAAGCUGCUUUGUACCAAAACAACGAGAGAAAACAUCGGAGCAGUCACCGGAAUCCGAUUCAUGACUAUGGCAUGGAUUAUCCUUGGACAUACGUAUUACACCAAUGCCAUACUGUCAAAGAAUAUGAGCAUGCUGCCGUACUAUAGUCGCAUCCAGCAACGUCUAAGUAUUAUGCCUGUGGUAAAUGGAAUGCUUUCGGUGGAUACUUUCUUUGUCCUUAGUGGUCUACUGGUGUCCUACUAUUUUAUGAAGGAAAUGAAGAGACAAAAAGGUCGUAUCAACUGGUUCAUGUUCUACUUCCAUAGAUUAUUGAGAAUAACACCAACGUAUAUGUUGGUGAUAUUGAUGGAUGUCGCUUUCUCCCGUUACUAUGCCGACGGUCCAUCGUGGUCGCAGACUGAAUUUACAUCUGGUUAUUGUAAGGACUCCUGGUGGACUAACCUUCUUUAUGUGAACAAUUUCAUCAACACUGACAAAAAGUGUUUUACAUGGGCAUGGUUCUUGGCAAAUGAUAUGCAGUUCUACAUCCUCAGUCCACUCCUACUAGUCCCACUUUACUUCUCCAAAAAGAUCGGAGCAGUUGUCGUCACGAUCUUUCUGCUCGGAGGAACGAUAGGUGCAGCCAUUACUGCCGCUCAGUAUCCAUCAGCCAACACCUUGUUAAUCCCGAUACCAACUCUUGAUCCCGAUACUGACGCAAAUAACUUUCGUAAAAGCAAAGACUUCUUCAAUGAAUAUUUCAUUAAGCCGUACAGUCACAUAGGACCCUAUGUCUUGGGUAUUGUGACUGGGUAUAUCCUCUUCAAAACUGGAGGCAAAUGCAGGAUCAAUAAGCCAUUGAACGUUUUCAUGUGGAUGCUUUCGGCUUCCCUUUCCGGUUUGGUGGUGUUUGGUCUUUACGAGGAUUUCAGGGGCAAUCCGAUGAGCUCUGAACUUUUAAUUCUGUACUAUGCUGUUAACAAAACCGUGUGGGGAGCCUGCAUAUGUUGGGUCGUAUUUGCAUGUGCAACUGGAAAUGGAGGAUUUGUGAAUACACUUUUGUCGUGGAGUCCGUUCAUCUCCCUCAGCCGACUAACCUUUUGUGCCUACCUUGUCCAUCCUUCGGUCAUUUUGGCAUAUAAUUUAUCCCUAAGACAAGGGGUAUAUGCGAGUGACUACAGUGUGAUAUACAUGUUCAUUGGACAUCUGAUCAUGACGCUGAUGGGAGCCUUUGUUACCUCCCUUGCGUUCGAGUCCCCAAUAAUUGGACUUGAAAAGGCAAUCCUCAGAAGGGAUAAGAAGAACAAAUAGCUGAUGGGAAAGAACACAUAUGCGGAUGUAUAUCCAUUCUUCUGGCCUUGAGUGACAAACGAAAAACAAUUAUAGCUACCCAUGAAAAAAUGGUAGAAAUAUCAAUUAUACAAAACAUUUUCUAAAACUGUAUAACUAUGUUAUACAUAUUCGAUCGCUUUCACUGCAAUGCACGCAUUAUCACAGACACUGAUUUUAAAUGUAUUUAUUUGUUGGGCGAGUUUUCUUACCAUCAUUAUAGAUAACUGUUGUAUUUUAGAGCUAAUAUUGGUAUUAAAACUAAAUGGUUCAUUCGUUUUUUGUAUAAAUAUUUUGAUGACAUGACCAGAGAUACUUCUGAGUUAAAAAGUAUUUAUAACAUGAUAUGUCUGGAUGAGUUUUUAGCGUGUUCAUACUAUAUGUCUGGAUGAGAUUUAACGUAUUCAUACAGUGAAACCUCUAUAAACCGAACAUACAUGGGACAUGGAUAUUUGUUCGGUUAACAGAGGGUUCGGUUUGGAGGAGUUAGUCGAAAUAACCGGUCGAGUUCCGAAUAUAAUUGGUCGGACGAUGUUUUCUUACAAUGUACCCGAUUACAAACCGGCACGUAGGUAGACAAUUUGGUUUGUCUGAAUAAUAUGAAUAUUAUGAAAGUUAAUCAAUGUAUAUAUUGCAGAUUAUAUAAGAAAGACAAAUAAAUAUAACUAGAUUUGAACAGUAUUUUUACAUGUACAACUGCACUUUACGAUCGGCCUACAUUUUGUUACAUCCGGUGAAGCUUCGUCAUGUGGAGGGGGUCGAUACGGAAUAUUUUACACAUCGAGAAAUAUGUGGUGUGAAGAUUUUUUGUUUCAAUGUUAAUUACAAUUGAUCAGUUGAUACUGGUCGUAUUUCCGACAUCCGUCUAAAAAAACAUCACGGGCUUCAUUUACGACCAUGCAAAUACAACCUCCUGUGGGACUCAUUUAAAUUAGAUGCGAAACUCGCGAUUGCGCUUCUAGCUCUACUUGCAUUGCGAAGAUAAACAAACCGCCGCGCUUCAAUGAAGUGUGGCAUUGAUUCAUAAUUGUCAUGUUGAUUAUACACUAGGCCUACCGUCAUAAGCCCCCUUGUGGUAUAUAUUGGAUGCCCGAACAAAUCAUCUAUGAUAUGUCUGGAUGGGUUUUAACGUAUUCAUACUAUAAUAUGUCUGGAAGAGUUUUAACUUAUUCAUACUUUGAUAUGUUUGGUGAGUUUUAACUUGUCCAUACUAUGAUAUCUCUGGAUGAAUUCUAACGUGUUCAUACUAUGAUAUGUUUGAAUGAGUUUUAACGUGUUCAUACUAUGAUAUGCCUGGAUGAGUCGUCACAAAAUUAGUAUAAGCUCCUGAUCUAUACGAAGUUAUCAUAAUGUCAAUGUCAUCACACUCACAGGGGCUCGUUGUCGAAUUUUCAGAAAUGCUACACACGACAACAUUAAAAGUCUAGCAUUUAUAAAAAGAAAAUCUUGUGAAAAAUCGGCAGUAUUGACAUAGAUUCCGGUUGUGUAUGCAUACUGAAUUUCAGUUUUGUGGUUAUUCACUGAUCAAUGUCAGUGAAUAACCACAAAACUGUACUCCAAAAUCGAGCCCCUGUGAAGUUGAACAUCGUCUGCUAGGCCUAAGUUAGCGACACUGAUGUGGCGGAUUAGACUGGAAUCGAACGAAAUAUCCUUGGAAUCUUUUUCACCUACAGUCAAGACGACUUUCAUUUAAAAUUUAAAAGCUGAUAUUCUUCUGAAAAUAACGUAAAUCCAGUCGAUAGAAACAUAGGCUAAAUGUUUCCGAGGAACCUGUGCAAUACCCGUUCAACGCCGGAUGACUUCUAAAUGUAAACCGUAUAGCAUUGCGCCGGAAAACGGGUUCGAUUUUAAACAAUCAGAAAAUAUGCAAUUGUGAACAAUUUGACCAUAUCUAUAAACGCAUAUGAAAUAUAAGACAAAGCCAAAUUUGUGCAAAAACCAUUUAAUGUGAUUGCUAUUAAUAACGACAUCAAUGACUAUAUUAUUCCUUCUGGAAUUUCGGCUACAGUAAAUAAAAAAGUCCCAUUAUACUACACAGACAACCAAUCCUUACAAUCAGUAGUAUUUAAUGUUGAGUUGUUAAGCAUUUUGCUUGUUUCAGUUAGGAAGUGGACCGAAAACAUUAUUUCAUUUUCGGGAACUCCAACAAAUAUGAUAAAAUACAUACAAAGUAUGAUGGAAAAUCAAACGAAUUUUCGGAAUAUGUCACUGGGUGCAAAUAAAGAAAUUGUCUUUA